Messenger RNA from Didymodactylos carnosus, 777 nucleotides. The record is from the annotation of a GenBank genome assembly. NCBI's taxonomy places the organism in Eukaryota, Metazoa, Rotifera, Eurotatoria, Philodinida, Philodinidae.
AUGAGUAAUGAUGGUGGUAAUGAUAAUGGAUUAUUUGCUUCUAUCAAGUCAUUUUUCAAUCAUAAAAAUUCUAUCAUCAUAUUAGGUGCCGCAUGUGGAACGUUUUUUUUAUCAACGUUAUUACUGAUCAUUAUCCUUGUUCGACUGAUAAAAGGAAAAAAACUGUACAAAUCACAAGCUGCAGGCAAACAUCAUCAAGAUGAUUUUAAAUUGAAUUCUUUAGUUGGCUCAACACAUGGUGUUGCCACCGAUGAUUUGAAAACGUACCGUUAUCAAAAACCUUCUAAUAUGGGAAUAACGUCUAAUCAAAUAGGAACUGCAAAUAAUAUGUCUACGACAGCAGCGUCAAUCAUUCAAGAAACAUCCUUGAAAAAAGUUCAAACAACAUCACCAUUAUUCCCAUUGAUUCCACCUGCACCACCUCUACCCCCACAUGAAGGCGCAUCAUUUAACAAUUUUGAAGAUGAAUUGCGACGAACAUGGAGAGAAAAAGGCAUUUUGCAACAACAGCAAGCACAACACCAGCAAAAUAGUAAUUUUUUAUUUAAUCGAUUAAAUCAUGAAUCAAACGUGGCACCAUCAUCAAUAACAACGAUGCCACAUACUGAACAAGAGCCGCCUACUAGUGUCGGAAAUGAUCAAGAAGAAGUCGAAACCGUAAAUGAAGUAUUAGGAAUGGAAGAACGAGGUGGAAAAAUCUAUUACAAAGUAAAUUUUACUGGACAUCCAUCUGAUUAUACAGCUUGGGUUUGUGAAGAAGAUUUAAUACCAGAAUAA